Molecule: messenger RNA, 393 nt
Organism: Meloidogyne enterolobii
Lineage: Eukaryota; Metazoa; Nematoda; Chromadorea; Rhabditida; Meloidogynidae
Source: the annotation of a GenBank genome assembly
AUGAAUUCCUACAAUAAUAAUACAAAACGUCAAGUUUUGUCACUUUAUUCACGUAUUAUUCGUCUUUCAAAAUCCUGGACAGCAAAAGAGCCUACAAAUACUUGUAUAGAGCGUGAAUAUAUUUUAUCUGAGGCUCGGAAGGAAUUUAGAAAAAAUAUUUUUGAGACAGAUCAACUAAAAAUUAAACAAUUAUUGGACGAGGGAAAUAAGCGUGUUGGAAUUGCUUUACAUUAUGGAAUUCCCUAUGACCGACCAGAAUAUUUACCUCCCUCAACCUCUUACGAUGUCGACCUCAAAUCAAAAACUUUUAAACAACGAAAAUCUAAAAGCGCUCAAUGGGACAACGUCUCUCCCACCACUUUUUCAAAUAAAUUUGGAUCCAACUCUAAUUGA